CAACGCAAUGCAUACUAAUAUCCCUGUUAAGCUUUGGUCAUGCUUGUAAGCUGAAGAAUUAAGUUUAGUUCAGUCUGGUCCUGGUCUCCUGAAGUGUGAAGUACAAAUAAAGAAACUAAAGAACAACCUUGCGUCUUGUUAGACAACACUACAAUUGGUGAACAAUAGACGACACUGGAGGCCCUUCUGGGAUUCGAACCCAGGCUCCCCGUUAACCAAACAGGUCCCGCAGAAGAAAAUAGCAGUAAAAGAUGAUGAUAAUCUUGGUUUUGAUGAUGUUAUUAGGGGUUAGUAACGCCAUUAAGGUUAAAGUCGACCCACUUAAUGGAGUUAUUUUCAACCCCACUGCACAACUUGACCUAUCCGAGGAAAGCUUCAUAUACACUUUAGGCAUUGAGUGGCCUGAAUCAUAUGAUGGUAGAGUUGUCCCAACCUUUGAUUGUGUUAAGGUAGAGACUGGACAAGUAUUGAGAACUUCUGGAAGUCCAGCAACUAUGGUGCAGACAAUGAAUCUUUGGCUAGAAACCUGUAGGGCAGCCCAGUCUUACGCUAUGACGAUCUCAACUGACAUUGACAGCAUGAAUGAGAACCUGGCCAAGUUAACCCUAGGGGCAAAAAUGUCAUUGCCUAAGAUUGAGCUGGCCAAAG
Owenia fusiformis is the source of this 648-nucleotide messenger RNA. NCBI's taxonomy places the organism in Eukaryota, Metazoa, Annelida, Polychaeta, Sabellida, Oweniidae. The record is from the annotation of a GenBank genome assembly.